Molecule: messenger RNA, 1092 nt
Organism: Homarus americanus (American lobster)
Lineage: Eukaryota; Metazoa; Arthropoda; Malacostraca; Decapoda; Nephropidae
Product: CD63 antigen-like
Exons: 5
Coding region: 93-842 (249 amino acids)
Cellular component (GO): membrane
Source: RefSeq, a predicted model, not a curated record
CGACUGAGGGAGAGUGACCGAGUGACGCAGUGCUGACCGAGGAGAGGAGUAACUACAGUGUUCAUACAGAGUUUAAGAACAAAUUUACGAAAAUGGCGAAUCAUAAUCUUGGUUGUGGCCCUCUUACAGUCAAAUACAUGGUGUUUCUCUUCAACUUCAUAUUUUUCUUGUCGGGGUUGGCUUUGAUUGUGAUUGGGGGCAUAGCCCAAGGUUUCUUCAGCUCAUACAUAGAGUUCUUCAAUGGAAAGUAUGAGACACCAGCCAUUGGCAUUAUCAUCCUGGGAGGAAUCAUUCUCGUCAUCUCCUUCUUUGGCUGCUGUGGAGCAAAGAAGGAAAAUGUUUUCAUGCUCAGGAUUUUUGGUUUCCUGAUGGUUAUUGUCCUUUUACUGGAAUGUGCUGCUGCCAUUACUGUGCUUGUCAUGAAGACGGACAUUAAAAAUCUGGUGAAACGUAACAUGAAUGAAACUAUGGACAAAUACGGUGACCCCAAAAACCUGGUGACAACGACUUGGGAUGACCUGCAGGAAAAGUACUUCUGCUGUGGAACAGAGGACUACAUGGACUGGAAUGGAACCACUUAUGGCAUGAAUGUGUCUGGCGUACCAGAUACCUGCUGUAAGAAUAUUGUGGGGGGCUGUGGUUAUAAAGUGUUUGACAGUCCAAGUAAGAUUCCCACCACCAUCUACACCACUGGCUGUUUCCAAGCUUUGUCUGAUUCAGCUCAUGCCAAGUUAGGAGCAGUCAUUGGAGGCAUAGUUAUUCUAGUUUUGUUGCAGAUUGUUGGCAUCUGGAUGUCGUGUUGGCUCAUUCAAGCUGUGAAGGAGCGGUAUGAGGUCUUGUAAAUUGCCACUGCAAUUUGGCACAUGGUUGGAUAUCUUGAUGUUAAAGACGUGUGAAUAAUUGCAGUGGUGGUUGGUCACAAGCCUCCAUAAUGGUAAUAUGAUGUUUGCUCUAACAACUUUCUUAGAACAGUAGACUUGUGAAGGAUUGGAAAAUAUAGACUUUAAAAAAAGAUUGAAUUUGUGAUGAUAAUGAUGGGUUCAAGGAAUUAUAAAAUGUAACUAUUGUACCUGUAUUAAAAAUUUAAUUUGA